Messenger RNA from Ornithorhynchus anatinus (platypus), 5356 nucleotides. RefSeq names its product NIMA related kinase 9 (gene NEK9). Gene Ontology annotation, cellular component: centrosome. The transcript has 22 exons. Bases 52 to 2973 code for a protein of 973 amino acids. Gene Ontology annotation, biological process: protein phosphorylation. Gene Ontology annotation, molecular function: protein kinase binding; protein kinase activity; ATP binding. NCBI's taxonomy places the organism in Eukaryota, Metazoa, Chordata, Mammalia, Monotremata, Ornithorhynchidae. The record is from RefSeq and is a predicted model, not a curated record.
GCCCGCUCGCCCGCCUCCCCGCUUCUUCCUGCCGCCCCGGACCCCGCCGCCAUGUCCGUGCUGGGCCAGUACGAGCGACACUGCGACUCCAUCAACUCCGACUUCGGGAGCGGGAGCGGCCCCGACCCCGACCCUCAUCCCCGCCCCGGCUCCGGCCCCCGCCCCGGGCCCGGCGCCGAGCAGGAGGAGCUGCACUACAUCCCCAUCCGCGUCCUCGGCCGCGGAGCCUUCGGGGAGGCCACGCUCUACCGCCGCACCGAGGAUGACUCACUGGUGGUAUGGAAGGAAGUGGAUCUGACCCGAUUGUUGGAGAAGGAGCGUCGUGAUGCCCUGAACGAGAUUGUGAUUCUGGCUCUCCUGCAGCAUGACAACAUUAUUGCCUACUACAAUCACUUCAUGGACAACAGUACCCUGCUCAUUGAACUGGAGUACUGCAAUGGAGGAAACCUAUAUGACAAAAUUCUGCGUCAGAAGGACAAGUUGUUUGAAGAAGAGAUGGUGCUCUGGUACCUGUUUCAGAUUGUAUCAGCAGUGAGCUGCAUCCACAGAGCUGGGAUCCUUCACAGAGACAUAAAGACAUUAAAUAUUUUCCUAACCAAAGCAAACCUGAUCAAACUAGGAGACUAUGGGUUGGCAAAGAAACUUAAUUCUGAAUACUCCAUGGCUGAAACGCUUGUGGGAACCCCAUACUACAUGUCUCCAGAACUCUGCCAAGGGGUGAAGUACAAUUUCAAGUCUGACAUCUGGGCAGUGGGCUGUGUUAUCUUUGAGCUGCUCACCUUGAAGAGGACUUUUGAUGCUACGAACCCCCUGAACUUGUGUGUCAAGAUUGUUCAGGGGAUCCGGGCCAUGGAGGUUGAUUCCAGCUUAUAUUCUCUAGAGCUGAUCCAGAUGGUCCAUACCUGUCUUGAUCAGGACCCUGAGAAAAGGCCCACUGCUGAUGAACUUCUCAACCGCCCUCUUCUCAGGAAACACAGGAGGGAGAUGGAAGAAAAAGUCGCACUGCUUAAUGGACCAACCAAAAGACCAAGGUCCAGUACUGCGAAUGAAACGCCCAUUGCUGUGGUGACCUCUCGCACGAGUGAGGUGUAUGUUUGGGGAGGUGGGAAAUCCACUCCUCAGAAGCUGGAUGUCAUCAAGAGUGGCUGCAGCGCCCGGCAAGUGUGUGCAGGCAAUACCCACUUUGCCGUAGUUACGGUGGAGAAAGAGCUGUACACCUGGGUGAAUAUGCAAGGGGGUACCAAGCUCCACGGGCAGUUGGGCCAUGGAGACAGAGCCUCGUAUCGGCAGCCAAAGCACGUGGAGAAGUUGCAGGGCAAGGCCAUUCAUCAGGUGUCCUGUGGAGACGACUUUACAGUCUGCAUCACCGAUGAGGGCCAGCUGUAUGCCUUUGGCUCAGAUUACUACGGUUGCAUGGGGAUGGACAAGGUUGCUGGGUCUGAGGUGCUGGAGCCUAUGCAGCUGAAUUUCUUCCUUAACAAUCCAGUGGAGCAGGUCUCCUGUGGUGAUAAUCAUGUGGUGGUUCUGACCCGAAACAAAGAAGUCUAUUCAUGGGGUUGUGGGGAAUACGGACGACUGGGCUUGGAUUCAGAAGAGGAUUUUUAUACUCCACAGAAGGUGGAUGUUCCCAAGGCCUUGGUAAUUGUCUCCGUUCAGUGCAGUUGUGAUGGGUCAUUUCUUUUGACUCAGUCUGGCAAAGUGUUAGCCUGCGGACUCAACGAAUUCAACAAACUGGGACUGAAUCAGUGCAUGUCCGGAAUCAUCAACCAUGAAGCUUACCAUGAAGUUCCCUACACAACCUCACUAACUCUGGCUAAGCAGUUGUCUUUUUACAAGAUCCGUACCAUUGCCCCAGGCAAGACUCAUACUGCAGCUAUUGAUGAACGGGGCCGUCUGCUGACCUUUGGUUCCAACAAGUGUGGGCAGCUAGGAGUCGGGGACUAUAAGAAGCGCCUGGGAAUCAAUCUUCUGGGGGGGCCCCUUGGUGGGAAGCAGGUGAUCAGGGUUUCGUGUGGUGAUGAGUUUACCAUAGCUGCUACGGAUGAUAAUCACAUUUUUGCUUGGGGAAACGGAGGGAACGGCCGCCUUGCAAUGACCCCUACGGAGAAACCUCACGGCUCUGAUAUCUGUACCUCGUGGCCUCGGCCUAUUUUUGGAUCCCUGCAUCAUGUCCCGGACCUGUCUUGCCGAGGCUGGCACACCAUUCUCAUUGUUGAGAAAGUGUUGAACUCUAAGACUAUCCGUUCCAACAGUAGUGGCUUGUCCAUUGGAACCGGGGCACAGAGCUCCACUCAAGGUGGCAAUGGUAGUGGCGAAGAGGAGGAAACCCAACGGGUGUCCGAGACCCCUGACCCAAGCGGCGGCUUCCGGGGUACCAUGGAGGCGGACCGGGGCAUUGGGGGUUUGUUGAGCCCCCCCGAGGCCAUGGGGGUCAGCAGCGUGGGUAGCAGCUCCUGCCCGGGCUGGCUGCGGAAGGAGCUAGAAAAUGCCGAGUUCAUCCCCAUGCCUGACAGUCCUUCUCCCCUGAGUGCUGCUUUUUCCGAGCCUGAGAAAGAAACCCUCCCUUACGAGGAGUUGCAAGGCCUCAAAGUAGCCUCAGAAGCUCCUGCAGAAUGCAACAAGCCUACCACGGAAGCCUGGCCCCCCCGGCUGACCCCAGCUCCGGGGUGUGUAGGGAAAGGAGUGCCUCCAGCUGCAGCCUGUGUGUGCAGCUCUCUGCAGGUGGAAGUGGAGCGGCUAAGGGGACUGGUGUUGAAGUGCUUGGCUGAACAGCAGCUGCUGCAAGAGGAGAACCUUCGAAUCUGUUCCCAGCUCCAGAGACUUCAAAAGGGAAUGGAAGGAACGCAGCAGCUGGAGACUCAUUCCAGAAGAACCCAGACGGCAAAGGAAGAGAUGGAAACAGAUACAAAGCCCGACUUGGAUUCAGAUUCCUGGUGCCUCCUGGGAACAGACUCCUUGCGAUCCGGCCUCUAGUCUCUUGAGCUUGUGCACCUCCAAUAACUUGGGAUCCAUACUACUUCACAGCACGCUAACUGAACGCAGAGAGCGGCUUUGUUGCUUCAGUUCACUGGCAGAAAGGGAGCAAGGCAGGAGGCUCCAAAAGGCCUCCGGGAACGUUUGGAGGGAAACGACUCCUUUCAGAGAAGGAUUAGGAGUGGGUAUUGGUUUUGGGGGGUUUACUUGUUGCGGGGGGUGGGGAAGGGGCGUCGUUUCUCGUCGUGUUUUUUUUUCUUAUGGUCGUUUUGAGAGGGGAACGACUGUGAGGCCCGGGAUUUUUCUGCAGCAGCCCCUUCCCCAUGGCAGCGGCGGCUCCGCAACUCAACUGUCGAUCCCACCGUCAGAGGCAAAUGUACCCCGUGGCUUGAUUUUGCUACUCCCUGGGAGCUGCCCUUGGGAACUUCACGGCGGUCUCUUCUACCUCUUGGUGUGGGAGGGGAAAGUGGAAAGCCUGAAGUAACUUGUCAGGAACUGGGGGGUGGGGCUGGGGCUGGGCUCCAGGCCUCCCCCAGCCAACCAAACAGCGGGGAAGGAUACUCUGCCAUCACCAGACAUUGUGGCCGUUGACGGGAGCACUGAGACUAGGGAAACGAUUCUCGAGAGUCACCCUGGGAGUUACUGUCUGAAGCCCAAAAUCCUCAGGGCACCCUGAGUGCUGGACGGGAAGGGGAAGAAAAGGGACUUAGAGUGCUGUUCUUCCGGAAUUCAGUUGAGGCUCCUCUGGUGGAGUAGGGGAGGGAGGAUGGGAUCCUCCUUGAUUGGCAGUUGCACCCCUGAGACAUUUGGACAAAGAUUCAGGCGUUGGUUGGGAUGGAAGGGACUUUACAGUAUCAGAAGAUGGCCGGGCUCUCUGAGGCGAUGUCUCCCGUUUCAGGAGCUGAGCCGGGGCGGCUGGGGAGGAAGACCUCAAGACUGAGGCGGUCCCUCUAGCACCUCCAAGCAAAGUUGGCAUUUGGGUAUGCGGAUUCCCCUGGCUGUCCAAGAUUGGGUUUUCUUGGAGGAUGCCUGGAGCCUCCCCAGACUUCCUCCUAAAGGGAGGCCCUUCCCGGGCUCUGCUACUAUGGCUGCUUCUCUUUCAGGCCCGACACCAGCGACACCACCCUCUGCCUCAGUGUGUCUUGUCAGUAUUUUAUUUUCCUUUGGGGUUUUACAAAGCCAAGUCCUGCCUAGCGAGUCUACAGCUUUUCUUCCCUGGCCAUUGCUGAAUCUGCCCCUCCCUGAGGCAUCGGAAGUGCAGCCUAGGCUGAGUGAAGCUUGCCAAGUGGAGGGAGAUGAACCAGCGACAGCCCGGGACCCAGAGAAGCCUUCCCCUAUCCUGCUGUUCACCUGGCUUUGGAUCCGGACUGCCAGUCCUGACGAGGGCCCACGUAGUCUCAAUUUUUGCACCCCGAAACUCAAAGGCAGCCCGAACCUAGAAGCUAUAUUUAGGAGGCGACCAGUUCUCUUUUAAGAGUUGUAGGUGAGAGGGAGAUGCCAAGGGGGCUCUUGCCUCACAUCUCAAGUAGCCUGAGGGGUUUGUUUAGAAUGAGAUGGGUAAGUACGUGGUCUCUGCUCAGAACAGUGCUGGUAAUGAUGCUGCCCGCCAUGGGAUUUGGUCAGCUGCGUCAGUGCAGAUUUGAUUUGGGGGCGGAUUUGCCCGCCCCCGUCCCUUUCGCUCUCCUAGGCGCCACGUGGGUGGGCCCAGGAAGUCGGGACCACAUAGGAAACCUGAGUAUUGCUCCCUCCACGGCGAGGAAGGAAUUGGUCACGUUGCUGAGACUGAGAAGUAAGUGAGCGUGGAAGAGUUUAGGAGUCAUGCUGGGUCUCGAAAUGGUUUUCCCAGCAGCCAUCACAAUGGUCGUUGUCUUCCAGCAGCCUGUCUGCUGCGGUUGAGAAGCCCGGCCUAGCUCAGGCUUCCUUUGCAUCUGGCUGAGAGCUCAAGCCCUUGGAUGCAACAGGAAGAGGAUGUCUUGUGCUUCCCUCCCUGAUGCAUGUCUUAAAACAGUUUGCACUUACCCAAAGUGUGCCUGGGAGAAGCUGAUGACCUAAGCAUCAGCCCGCUAUGCAAUCAGAAAUCUGUUCAAACUUGGCAGCCAAGUGCUGGAUGAAGAGGAAAGUGUGAACAGGCAUAAGUGCCUUUGGAUGGUCUUUUGCAGCCAAUCCCAUUUUUAUUUUGUCCUGCUUUUUAUUUCCCCUCCUCUCCUGCCUCCAGUGCUAGUUAGUGUUUUGUAAUUUUCCCAGUAGGAUUGCUUUGGAAUGAUAACCCUCUGCUUUGACACUUUUGCCAAAGAAUUAGCCAUACUUCUUGUUUGUUCGUUUAUUUGAAGGGGUCUGGGUGGAGUGGUUUGGCGUUUCUGUUAAAUAAACAUUUAAACUCCUG